Suillus fuscotomentosus is the source of this 859-nucleotide messenger RNA. RefSeq lists its product as uncharacterized. Bases 157 to 681 code for a protein of 174 amino acids. The transcript is spliced from 4 exons. NCBI's taxonomy places the organism in Eukaryota, Fungi, Basidiomycota, Agaricomycetes, Boletales, Suillaceae. The record is from RefSeq and is a predicted model, not a curated record.
UAGUAGUUGUUUGGAUCAGAGGCUGUUGCCAAACACCCACCUGAACCCAAAUUCGGGUCGAACGUUGAGCCCUAGCUAACUAGCACAUGUAGAAGGUGUCGCUUGCUUCCCAGUACAGUUCUUCGUUGACUCCUUUAACGUCCCUGCUCGUGACUCAUGUCAGGUCCUUCCGCAGCGACUUCGACAAAGCCACAUAAUCGAAACCCAACUGGGAGGAAUCAAUACAAGGACUGUCCCCCGAAGGAUGACAAUCAGGUUACGGAGCUUCUGUAUGACUACCAACGGAGAGAGAUAUUUGAUAAAAAGAAGAUAAGUCAACUCUUGUAUGACGAGCAUGGGAUUAAGUUGAGCGAAAGCUCUGUAGCUCGCAGACGAAGAGCUUUGGGUCUCUAUGCAAGUGGUGUAACCACCCGACAGCUGCCAGAGACGGUCAAACGACAGCUCGUGCUCACUCAGAUCUUGAAAGAUCCGGAAAAGAAGCUCGGCCCUCGGAUGAUCAAACAGCUCAUUGCCCGUGACACCGGUAUUCAUCUGACAAGGGAUUACAUCAGGGCUGAGAUGAUGAGACAAGACCCCGAGGGAUUCGCAUCUAGAGAUACUUCCGUAAAGAAGACGCAUACCUUGGAAAUAAGUGAUGGAGAGUCUAUAAUCCAUACCAUGACCAUGUUGCCGACAUGUUGACGCGCGCAGGCGUUCUCGAGACCAACUUGUUUAAGUAUCUCGUUCAAACCUUGUUUAAUGAAUGUAACCCUCGCGAUCCGAUCUGGUCAAGGUAUUAACAGUACGGCUCAAACUUUCCGGGUGUGAUUUGCACUACCGCAGUCGCAAUAAGGAGCGUCUCUUAGCUAUAUCAUCGUUG